Messenger RNA from Myxocyprinus asiaticus (Chinese sucker), 2149 nucleotides. Its product is annotated as GTPase IMAP family member 7-like. NCBI's taxonomy places the organism in Eukaryota, Metazoa, Chordata, Actinopteri, Cypriniformes, Catostomidae. Gene Ontology annotation, molecular function: GTP binding. The record is from RefSeq and is a predicted model, not a curated record. Bases 99 to 1487 code for a protein of 462 amino acids. The transcript has 7 exons.
UCCUGGACUUUAACUUGUGUAAUUAUGCGGAAGUUUGUUUUGGGAUCAAAGUGCAUUUAGUUUUCCGUUGCUGUUAAAGCUUAUUUUAUGUAUGCAGAAUGGCAAGAUACAGAGGACACGACGAGGAAAAAAAUCCGCUACUGAACGAUAGUGGAACAUUCCAACAUGAAGCCAGGCAAUCCAAAGAAUCCAUUAAAAAGUUUAGAUUUAUGGUGCUGGGAAGUGAUAAUACUUUAAUGAAUGAAGCUUGUGGGAUCAUCCUUGGUUUAACCCAAAGAGGGGUAACCAGUAAUAUUGGAGCAUGCAUACUUAAGGAUGGUCAGGUUAGUGGACGGCAAGUCUCUGUGUUGAAAACUCCAUCCUAUUGGCUGGAACACUUGAAAUCACAUUUGUUUUUUCGCAGUGGAGUCAAAUCUAUGAAAAAUGACAUGCAGUUCUGUGACUCGAUGGUCUUUCCUGGGCCACAUGCCUUUCUGCUUGUGCUUAGAGAUCCCCAAAACUCAAGGAAAGAGCAUUACCUUUUACGAGCCCUCAGUCAGGUGUUUGGAAAGGAGGCUAUUGACUACUGUAUGGUCUUAUUUAUGCGUGAACACAGGGAGAGAGAUAUAGAGAGGAACCAAUGUGUCAAAAACUGCAGGCAAAGAUACCACGUUUUAAAAAACACGGAGGAGAGUAUUCUGAAUCUGCUGGGAGACAUUGAGACAAUGAUACAACAGAGAAAAAACGCCUAUUUCACGAAUGAUUUUGAGUUACUGGAAAAAGCUAAAACACAUUUUCAGAUGGAAUUUGAUGCAGAGUACGCGGACAGGGAAAGCAUGUUGAGAAGAGAAUUGGAAAACACUGUGGAAGAUCUCAAAAAAGAAAUAACAGAAUUAGAAAAAUGCAAUAGAUUGAAAGUUCGAGAACUGAAAGAUGAACUAAAUAAAGAGUUGGAUGCUUCCAGAGACAGAGAGAAUCGGCUGAGACACGAGUUGGAUGCUUCCAGAGACAGAGAGAAUCGGCUGAGACACGAGUUGGAUGCUUCCAGAGACAGAGAGAAUCAGCUAAAGCUCGAUUUUAAGAAACUUCAGAGAGAAAUACAGCAGCUCAAAGCCACUGAGAAAGAGCUAGAAAAUAAUCUGAGAGAAGCAAAAGAUAAAGAAGCAUUGCUGCUCACGAAACUACAGUUAGAAUGCAGCAUAAUACAACAAGAAGAAGAACUGCAAGCCAAAGAAAAGGAACUGCAUGCGAGACAGAGAGAUCUGGAGAAAAGAAAGAUGGAACUGGAGGCCCACAAGAGAGACACUCGGUCUAGUGGAUCACAACAACAUGAGCAUCAGAGCAGCACAGCAGUCACACCUGCUGAUGAAGGAGAGGCAGAUAGAGAAGAUUCACAAGCCAGUGGAUCAGAUGAGUUUGAAGGAUUGAAAGCUGUGAGACGGAACAGCAAGCAAUUAGAGCCACCAAAAAUGUCUGAAAGUGAACACAGACCACUACAUACUCUGUGAAUAGACUGUGAUUCAUUGAACUGAGUUUCCUGGACUGAAAUGAAAAUCCCAAGUACUCAAAAACGGAGUUCUGUAAGACUUGCGCUUUAGUAACAUCACACCACAUCACAAAGUAUUUGUCUCUAAAUGUCAGCCAAAGCUGAUGUUUGUACUGUAGCUGAUUUGUUUUCUGUGCUAAUAUUUGGUUGUUAUAGCUUUAUAUAGUGUUUGUAUGUAAUCUGUCAAGAAUGUUCUUUGUUUUAUUUAUUUUUUAUUUCUACAAAGAAGUCAUAUUUCUGUGAAAUAUAAUGUCAACAGUUAUGAUGAUCACAACAAUGUGCUUUACAUUAAAGCUUUUUAGAAAUCUUCCUUCUGCCAUAAAGGAAUAAUUAAGUGGUUUCCAGCAGAUUCAACACAAUAACUGAGAUUCAGUGCAUGUUUUAGAGUGGCUCCAUGCUGACUUACAGAGCAAAAUAAUCAAACCUGUAAACCUGAGCUCAUGUCUGUCUGUGUUUGUAACAGUGUCAGUGAACUGUAUGGUAAGAACAACUCAACAUGUGUGCUGAUUAUGAGGCAAAUAUACAUAUAUUUAAAUGAUGGUUAAAACAUCAAAAAUAUUUUCGAUGAAAAUAUGGGCAAUAUAGAUAUUACAUUAAAGUAGUCUUGAAAGUUGCUAUAUUGGA